AUGAGUACUAGCAGCUCAGCUUCGCCACCCUUGCAGCUACCCUGCCUUCUUCCAGCUGGCGGGUGUGACUUCCAGCUUCCCCUGGACUCGCGUUCUUUAGGGUUUUCCCUCAAGAACUCUGACACCUCCCAUCCCCUCUCAUCCCCUCUCAUCCCCUCUCACACACUCUCAUUCCCUCUCACCCACUCUCUCACGCUCUCAUUCCUUCUCACCCACUCUCUCACGCUCUCAUUCCCUCUCAACCACUGUCAUACAAUCUCAUUCCCUCUCACCCACUCUCAUACGCUCUCAUUCCCUUUCACCCACUCUCUCACGCUCUCCGUCCCUCUCACCCACUCUCAUACCCUCUCAUUCCCUCUCACCCAGUCUCAUACGCUCUCAUUCCCUCCCACCCACACUCAUACGCUCUCAUUCCCUCUCACCCACUCUCAUACCCUCUCAUUCCCUCUCACCCACUCUCUUACGCUCUCAUUCCCUCUCACCCACUCUCAUACACUCUCAUUCCCUCUAACCCAUUCUCAUACGCUCUCAUUCCCUCUCACCCACUCUCAUACGCUCUCAUUCCCUCUCGCCCACUCUCAUACGCUCUCAUUCCCUCUCACCGACUCUCAUACGCUCUCAUUCCCUCUCACCCACUCUCAUACGCUCUCAUUCCCUCUCACCCACUCUCAUACGCUCUCAUUCCCUCUCACCCACUCUCAUAUGCUCUCAUUCCCUCUAACCCACUCUCAUACGCUCUCAUUCCCUCUCACCCACUCUCAAACGCUCUCAUUCCCUCUCACCCACUCUCAUACGCUCUCAUUCCCUCUCACCCACUCUCAUACGCUCUCAUUCCCUCUCACCCACUCUCUCACGCUCUCAUUCCCUCUCACCCACUCUCUCACGCUCUCAUUCCCUCUCACCCACUCUCAUACGCUCUCAUUCCCUCUAACCCACUCUCAUACGCUCUCAUUCCCUCUCAUCCACUCUCAUACGCUCUCAUUCCCUCUCAACCACUCUCAAACGCUCUCAUUCCCUCUCACCCACUCUCAUACGCUCUCAUUUCCUCUCAUCCUCUCUCAUACCCUCUCAUUCCCUCUCACCCACACUCUCACGCUCUCAUUCCCUCUCACCCACUCUCAUACGCUCUCAUUCCCUCUAACCCACUCUCAUACGCUCUCAUUCCCUCUCAUCCACUCUCAUACGCUCUCAUUCCCUCUCAACCACUCUCAUACGCUCUCAUUCCCUCUCACCCACUCUCAUACCCUCUCAUUCCCUCUCACCCACUCUCUUACGCUCUCAUUCCCUCUCACCCACUCUUAUACACUCUCAUUCCCUCUAACCCAUUCUGAUACGCUCUCAUUCCCUCUCACCCACUCUCAUACGCUCUCAUUCCCUCUCGCCCUCUCUCAUACGCUCUCAUUCCCUCUCACCCACUCUCAUACGCUCUCAUUCCCUCUCACCCACUCUCAUACGCUCUCAUUCCCUCCCACCCACACUCAGACGCUCUCAUUCCCUCUCACCCACUCUCUCACGCUCUCAUUCCCUCUCACCCACUCUCAUACGCUCUCAUUCCCUCUCACCCACUCUCAUACUCUCUCAUUCCCUCUCACCCACACUCAUACGCUCUCAUUCCCUCUCACCCACUCUCAUACUCUCUCAUUCCCUCUCACCCACUCUCAUACGCUCUCAUUCCCUCUCACCCACUCUCAUACGCUCUCAUUCCUUCUCACCCACUCUCAUACGCUCGCAUUCCCUCUCACCCACUCUCAUGCGCUCUCAUUUCCUCUCACCCACUCUCUCACGCUCUCAUUCCCUCUCACCCACUCUCAUACGCUCUCCGUCCCUCUCACCCACUCUCAUACCCUCUCAUUCCCUCUUACCCACACUCAUACGCUCUCGUUCCCUCUCACCCACACUCAUACGCUCUCAUUCCCUCUCACCCACUCUCAUACGCUCUCAUUCCCUCUCACCCACUCUCAUACUCUCUCAUUCCCUCUCAACCACUCUCAUACUCUCUCAUACGCUCUCAUCCACUCUCAUCCAAUCUCAUCCGCUCUCAACCCCUCCCAUCCCCUCUCAUCCCCUCUCAUCCCCUCUCACACACUCUCAUUCCCUCUCACCCACUCUCUCAUGCUCUCAUGCCCUCUCACCCACUCUCUCACGCUCUCAUUCCCUCUCACCCACUGUCAUACACUCUCAUUCCCUCUCACCCACUCUCUUACGCUCUCAUUCCCUCUCAUCCACUCUCAUACGCUCUCAUUCCGUCCCACCCACACUCAUACAGCUCUUAUUCCCUGUCACCCACUCUCAUAUGCUCUCAUUCCCUCUAACCCACUCUCAUACGCUCUCAUUCCCUCUCACCCACUCUCAAACGCUCUCAUUCCCUCUCACCCACUCUCAUACGCUCUCAUUCCCUCUCACCCACUCUCAUACGCUCUCAUUCCCUCUCACCCACUCUCAUACGCUCUCAUUCCCUCUCACCCACUCUCAUACCCUCUCAUUCCCUCUCACCCACUCUCAUACGCUCUCAUUCCCUCUCACCCACUCUCAUACGCUCUCAUUCCAUCUCACCCACUCUCUCACGCUCUCAUUCCUUCUCACCCACUCUCAUACGCUCUCAUGCCCUCUCACCCACUCUCAUACGCUCUCAUUCCCUCUCACCCACUCUCAUACGCUCUCAUUCCCUCCCACCCACACUCAGACGCUCUCAUUCCCUCUCACCCACUCUCUCACGCUCUCAUUCCCUCUCACCCACUCUCAUACGCUCUCAUUCCCUCUCAACCACUCUCAUACGCUCUCAUUCCCUCUCACCCACUCUCAUACUCUCUCAUUCCCUCUCACCCACACUCAUACGCUCUCAUUCCCUCUCACCCACUCUCAUACUCUCUCAUUCCCUCUCACCCACUCUCAUACGCUCUCAUUCCCUCUCACCCACUCUCAUACGCUCUCAUUCCUUCUCACCCACUCUCAUACGCUCGCAUUCCCUCUCACCCACUCUCAUACGCUCUCAUUUCCUCUCACCCACUCUCUCACGCUCUCAUUCCCUCUCACCCACUCUCAUACGCUCUCCGUCCCUCUCACCCACUCUCAUACCCUCUCAUUCCCUCUCACCCACACUCAUACGCUCUCGUUCCCUCUCACCCACACUCAUACGCUCUCAUUCCCUCUCACCCACUCUCAUACGCUCUCAUUCCCUCCCACCCACUCUCAUACGCUCUCAUUCCCUCUCACCCACUCUCAUACGCUCUCAUUUCCUCUCACCCACUCUCUCACGCUCUCAUUCCCUAUCACCCACUCUCAUACGCUCUCCGUCCCUCUCACCCACUCUCAUACCCUCUCAUUCCCUCUCACCCACACACAUACGCUCUCAUUCCCUCUCACCCACACUCAGACGCUCUCAUUCCCUCUCACCCACUCUCUCAAGCUCUUAUUCCCUCUCACCCACUCUCUCACGCUCCCAUUCCCUCUCACCCACUGUCAUACCCUCUCAUUCCCUCUCACCCACUCUCUUACGCUCUCAUUCCCUCUCACCCACUCUCAUACACUCUCAUUCCCUCUAACCCACUCUCAUACGCUCUCAUUCCCUCUCAACCACUCUCAUACGCUCUCAUUCCCUCUCGCCCACUCUCAUACGCUCUCAUUCCCUCUCACCCACUCUCAUACGCUCUCAUUCCCUCUCACCCACUCUCAUACGCACUCAUUCCCUCUCUCCCACUCUCAUACGCUCUCAUUCCCUCCCACCCACACUCAUACGCUCUCAUUCCCUCUCACCCACUCUCAUACCCUCUCAUUCCCUCUCACCCACUCUCUUACGCCCUCAUUCCCUCUCACCCACUCUCAUAUGCUCUCAUUCCCUCCCACCCACACUCAUACGCUCUCAUUCCCUCUCACCCACUCUCAUACCCUCUCAUUCCCUCUCACCCACUCUUUUACGCUCUCAUUCCCUCUCACCCACUCUCAUACACUCUCAUUCCCUCUAACCCACUCUCAUACGCUCUCAUUCCCUCUCACCCACUCUCAUACGCUCUCAUUCCCUCUCGCCCACUCUCAUACGCUCUCAUUCCCUCUCACCCACUCUCAUACGCUCUCAUUCCCUCUCACCCACUCUCAUACGCUCUCAUUCCCUCUCACCCACUCUCAUACGCUCUCAUUCCCUCCCACCCACACUCAUACGCUCUCAUUCCCUCUCACCCACUCUCAUACCCUCUCAUUCCCUCUCACCCACUCUCUUACGCUCUCAUUCCCUCUCACCCACUCUCAUAUGCUCUCAUUCCCUCUAACCAACUCUCAUACGCUCUCAUUCCCUCUCACCCACUCUCAUACGCUCUCAUUCCCUCUCGCCACUUCUCAUACGCUCUCAUUCCCUCUCACCCACUCUCAUACGCUCUCAUUCCCUCUCACCCACUCUCAUACGCUCUCAUUCCCUCUCACCCACACUCAUACGCUCUCAUUCCCUCUCACCCACUCUCUCACGCUCUUAUUCCCUCUCACCCACUCUCUCACGCUCCCAUUCCCUCUCACCCACUGUCAUACCCUCUCAUUCCCUCUCACCCACUCUCUUACGCUCUCAUUCCCUCUCACCCACUCUCAUACACUCUCAUUCCCUCUAACCCACUCUCAUACGCUCUCAUUCCCUCUCAACCACUCUCAUACGCUCUCAUUCCCUCUCGCCCACUCUCAUACGCUCUCAUUCCCUCUCACCCACUCUCAUACGCUCUCAUUCCCUCUCACCCACUCUCAUACGCUCUCAUUCCCUCUCUCCCACUCUCAUACGCUCUCAUUACCUCUCACCCACACUCAUACGCUCUCAUUCCCUCUCACCCACUCUCAUACCCUCUCAUUCCAUCUCACCCACUCUCAUACGCUCUCAUUCCCUCUCACCCACUCUCAUAUGCUCUCAUUCCCUCUAACCCACUCUCAUACGCUCUUAUUCCCUCUCACCCACUCUCAUACGCUCUCAUUCCCUCUCGCCCACUCUCAUACGCUCUCAUUCCCUCUCACCCACUCUCAUACGCUCUCAUUCCCUCUCACCCAAUCUCAUACGCUCUCAUUCCCUCUCACCCACUCUCAUCCGCUCUCAUUUCCUCUCACCCACUCUCUCACGCUCUCAUUCCCUCUCACCCACUCUCAUACGCUCUCCGUCCCUCUCACCCACUCUCAUACCCUCUCAUUCCCUCUCACCCACACUCAUACGCUCUCAUUCCCUCUCACCUACUCUCAUACGCUCUCAUUCCCUCUCACCCACUCUCAUACGCUCUCAUUCCCUCCCACCCAAUCUCAUACGCUCUCAUUCCCUCUCUCCCACUCUCAUACGCUCUCAUUCCCUCCCACCCACACUCAUACGCUAUCAUUCCCUCUCACCCACUCUCACACCCUCUCAUUCCCUCUCACCCACUCUCUUACGCUCUCAUUCCCUCUCACCCACUCUCAUAUGCUCUCAUUCCCUCUAACCCACUCUCAUACGCUCUCAUUCCCUCUCACCCACUCUCAUACGCUCUCAUUCCCUCUCGCCCACUCUCAUAUGCUCUCAUUCCCUCUCACCCACUCUCAUACGCUCUCAUUCCCUCUCACCCACUCUCAUACGCUCUCAUUCCCUCUCACCCACUCUCAUACGCUCUCAUUUCCUCUCACCCACUCUCUCACGCUCUCAUUCCCUCUCACCCACUCUCAUACGCUCUCCGUCCCUCUCACCCACUCUCAUACCCUCUCAUUCCCUCUCACCCACACUCAUACGCUCUCAUUCCCUCUCACCUACUCUCAUACGCUCUCAUUCCCUCUCACCCACUCUCAUACGCUCUCAUUCCCUCCCACCCAAUCUCAUACGCUCUCAUUCCCUCUCACCCACUCUCAUACGCUCUCAUUCCCUCUCACCCACUCUCAUACGCUCUCAUUCCCUCUCACCCACACUCAUACGCUCUUAUUCCCUCUCACCCACUCUCAUACGCUCUCAUUCCCUCCCACCCACACUCAGACGCUCUCAUUCCCUCUCAACCACUCUCAUACCCUCUCAUUCCCUCUCACCCACUCUCAUACGCUCUCAUUUCCUCUAACCCACUCUCAUACGCUCUCAUUCCCUCUCACCCACGCUCAGACGCUCUCAUUCCCUCUCGCCCACUCUCAUACGCUCUCAUUCCCUCUCACCCUCUCUCAUAUGCUCUCAUUCCCUCUCACCCACUCUCAUACGCUCUCAUUCCCUCUCACCCACUCUCAUACGUUCUCAUUUCCUCUCACUCGCUCUCUCACGCUCUCAUUCCCUCUCACCCACUCUCAUACGUUCUCCGUCCCUCUCACCCACUCUCAUACCCUCUCAUUCCCUCUCACCCACACUCAUACGCUCUCAUUCCCUCUCACCCACACUCAUACGCUCUCAUUCCCUCUCACCCACUCUCAUACCCUCUCAUUCCCUCUCACCCACUCUUUUUGUUGUUCUCUAACACUUUUACGCUCUCAUUCUCUCUCACCCACUCUCAUACGCUCUCAUUCCGUCUAACCCACUCUCAUACGCUCUCAUUCCCUCUCACCCACUCUCAUACACUCUCAUUCCCUGUCACCCACUCUCAUACGCUCUCAUUCCCUCUCACCCACUCUCAUACGCUCUCAUUCCCUCUCACCCACUCUCAUACGCUCUCAUUCCCUCUCACCCACUCUCAUACGCUCUCAUUCCCUCUCACCCACUCUCAUACGCUCUCAUUCCCUCUCACCCACCCUCAUACGCUCUCAUUCCCUCUCACCCACUCUCAUACGCUCUCAUUCCCUCUCACCCACUCUCAUACACUCUCAUUCCCUCUCACCCACACUUAUACGCUCUCAUUCCCUCUCACCCACUCUCAUACCCUCUCAUUCCCUCUCACCCACUCUCUUACGCUCUCAUUCCCUCUCACCCACUCUCAUACGCUCUCAUUCCCUCUAACCCACUCUCAUACGCUCUCAUUCCCUCUCACCCACUCUCAUACGCUCUCAUUCCCUCUCACCCACCCUCAUACGCUCUCAUUCCCUCUCACCCACUCUCAUACGCUCUCAUUCCCUCUCACCCACUCUCAUACACUCUCAUUCCCUCUCACCCACACUUAUACGCUCUCAUUCCCUCUCACCCACUCUCAUACCCUCUCAUUCCCUCUCACCCACUCUCUUACGCUCUCAUUCCCUCUCACCCACUCUCAUACGCUCUCAUUCCCUCUAACCCACUCUCAUACGCUCUCAUUCCCUCUCACCCACUCUCAUACGCUCUCAUUCCCUCUCACCCACUCUCAUACGCUCUCAUUCCCUCUCACACACUCUCAUACGCUCUCAUUCCCUCUCACCCACACUCAUACGCUCUCAUUCCCUCUCACCCACUCUCAUACCCUCUCAUUCCCUCUCACCCACUCUCUUACGCUCUCAUUCCCUCUCACCCACUCUCAUAUGCUCUCAUGCCCUCCCACCCACACUCAUACGCUCUCAUUCCCUCUCACCCACUCUCAUACCCUCUCAUUCCCUCUCACCCACUCUCUUACGCUCUCAUUCCCUCUCACCCACUCUCAUACACUCUCAUUCCCUCUAACCCACUCUCAUACGCUCUCAUUCCCUCUCACCCUCUCUCAUACGCUCUCAUUCCCUCUCGCCCACUCUCAUACGCUCUCAUUCCCUCUCACCCACUCUCAUACGCUCUCAUUCCCUCUCACCCACUCUCAUACGCUCUCAUUCCCUCUCACCCACUCUCAUACGCUCUUAUUCCCUCUCACCCACACUCAUACGCUCUCAUUCCCUAUCACCCACUCUCAUACCCUCUCAUUCCCUCUCACCCUCUCUCUUACCCUCUCAUUCCCUCUCACCCACUCUCAUACGCUCUCAUUCCCUCCCACCCACACUCACACGCUCUCAUUCCCUCUCACCCACUCUCAUACCCUCUCAUUCCCUCUAACCCACUCUCAUACGCUCUCAUUCCCUCUCACCCACUCUCAUACGCUCUCAUUCCCUCCCACCCACACUCAUACGCUCUCAUUCUCUCUCACCCACUCUCAUACGCUCUCAUUCCAUCCCACCCACUCUCUUACGCUCUCAUUCCCUCUCACCCACUCUCAUACACUCUCAUUCCCUCUAACCCACUCUCAUACGCUCUCAUUCCCUCUCACCCACUCUCAUACGCUCUCAUUCCCUCCCACCCACACUCAUACGCUCUCAUUCCCUCUCACCUGCGGAGAUUCACUCUACAACGGUAGUGAGCUAAACUACAGGGUUGGCACGAACUACUAG
Molecule: messenger RNA, 8214 nt
Organism: Closterium sp. NIES-65
Lineage: Eukaryota; Viridiplantae; Streptophyta; Zygnematophyceae; Desmidiales; Closteriaceae
Source: the annotation of a GenBank genome assembly